Messenger RNA from Electrophorus electricus (electric eel), 2540 nucleotides. Lineage: Eukaryota; Metazoa; Chordata; Actinopteri; Gymnotiformes; Gymnotidae. The record is from RefSeq and is a predicted model, not a curated record.
AGGACCGUAUGACCUCAUGCAGUGGAUAAAGUUUGUUACUAUGGCGAUCAUCAGUUUGUGAGAGUGUGGGCGCAUUCCUGGCACUAUGUGAAUAUACACCAUUAUACACAUACAAAGAAAAACCCACUGAGGACGAAAACUGGACACGAGAACACAAUUUUGGAUUUUCUCCUGCAACUUUGGGACUUCUGACACUUUAGCGUUCUGCUUGUUCAAAAGUGACUUUUCAACAAAAGAGGACAUGUUUUCCCACACUUGCAUCCUUUUUGUAUUUUUGUAUUCUUAUACGCUACUUAUGAUAUUCCUGCCACGGAUCGCCGCGCAGAAAUCGAAUGGUCCGCGGUGGCUAAUUGGGGACAGAGACAGCCACUGCGGAAUCAUCUGUUCCAAGACCCACGGCAAACCCGUCUGUGGUUCAGAUGGACGCAAUUAUGAUACCAGCUGUGACCUGCAGAAGGCCAAAUGCAAAGACCGCACACUCAGCCUAGCCUACAGGGGGCGCUGCAGAGGGAAAUCAUUUCGGAUUGAUCAGCCUCCCAUACUUCCUGCUUCCACACUGAUUCCAGAGGUUAAAGAGCUGGAACUAAAAGAAGCAGGUCAGUCUAAGUGCCGGGUGGAGAGGAGCCAGGCACUGGAGCAAGCCAAACGGCCCCAGGAAGCUAUCUUCAUCCCAGAGUGCAAUGAAGAUGGCACAUUUGCACAGGUCCAGUGCCACACUCUCACGGGCUACUGCUGGUGUGUGACCACAGACGGCAAGCCUGUCAGUGGCUCCUCAGUGCACAACAAGACCCCAGUGUGCUCAGGAAACUUCCGUGAAUUUAUGAGAACUCAUACUGGGACAAGUGGAUUGACAGGUUCAGUAACUGAUAAACCCCCAGGACCCCCUAGUUCUGGCCGAAAAGUCUCUUUCCGCUUCUUUCUCACCCUGAACCCAGAUGAUGGCUCCAAGCCCACGCCCACCAUGGAGACCCAUCGCCCCGAUGGCGACGAAAUCACUGCACCUACGCUGUGGAUCAAGCACUUGGUCUAUAAAGAGAACAAACAGAACAACUCCAGCAGCAGGAGGACAGAGAAAGUUCCCUCCUGUGACCAGGAGCGGCACAUUGCCCUGGAGGAGGCUCGGGUGAACUCACAAGAUGCCACCUUCAUUCCGGACUGUGGGUCAAUGGGCCUGUACAAGCCAGUCCAGUGCCACCAGUCCACUGGGUACUGCUGGUGUGUCGUGGUGGACACGGGGCGGCCCAUACCAGGAACCUCAGCCAGGUAUAAAGAGCCAGAGUGUGACAAUACAGCCCACUCCCAGGUGUCCGAGAUGGAGAACUCUUUCAGAGACAGAGACCUGACAGGCUGUCCAGAGGGAAAGAAAGGAGAAUUCAUAACCAGCUUGAUGGAUGCACUUACAGAAGACAUGGUCGAGACUGUUAAUUCGCCAACUCCCUCUGGUGGUGGGAGCAGGUUUGUGGAGCCCGAGCGCAGCCACACGUUGGAAGAGCGCGUCGUGCACUGGUAUUUUGCUCAGCUCGACAGCAACGGCAGCCAGGACAUCAGCAGGAAGGAGAUGAAGCCUUUCAAACGAUAUGUGAAGCGGAAAGCCAAGCCCAAGCGGUGCGCACGCAAGUUCAGUGAUUACUGUGACCUGAACAAGGACAAAGCCAUCUCUCUGCAGGAGCUGAAAGGAUGCCUGGGAGUCAGCAGAGAAGGGACUACAGCAAGCAUCAGUCAGGGGACAAGGCAAGGAACAAAACCUUUGAUAGGGUCGUCUGGUGUAAAGAUAGAAGAUUUCAGAAGAUCAGCCAGGAGCAGAGGGCACAAUGAAAAAAGCAUCUGCCCAUCAUGGAAUGAGAGAGUUUUGGAGCAUUAAAACAUGAAUGAGGUUCCUAAAGAAAAAGAUGGCAAAAAUUAUGGAGCCAAAUUGUUUGCACUUUCUCCUGCCUUGGUAGACAUGUUCUCUGUCUCUAGUUGUGUGUAAACAUUUUAUGAUGUUGGACAGAAUACUUAUACAAAAACUUUGUAUAAGAAUAUGGCACUCGUACAAGUCACUCACUACCUGCCUGAAUCCACAGAGCGACUUAUGAUGUGUUCUAAAGAGAAAUAAACUCGCAUAAAGACUUAGGCAGUAUUACAGUACAGCAGUACAUAACAGGCAAGUCUUUAUUAGGAAGUAACAUUUCAUAUUAACAUUAGAGUGCAGGAGUUUGUUGGUGACAGAUUUUCAUUUAAAGUUCCACAUGGCCAAUUUCUUACAUGGUCACUUUUUUUGGUUUGUUUUUUCAUUACCUUUAAAAAUAAAUAAAUAAAUCCGCAUUUUUUUUUUUAGCAAUUGCAAGUGGAACAUUUGUGGUAAGCAUAAACUGAACAGAAUGAUUUUUCAGAACACAUUCAAUAAUAGUUUCCACUCAUGUCUACUUAAUUCUAACUAUUAGAUCAAAGCGCUUUCAAUAAUUGCCAGUUUAAACACUUAUAUCACAUUUUUUUGUUAGUUUCCUUGGGGCAAAAAAUGUUCUGGUAUGCUUUAUUAAACAGUUUGCCUGUGCCGUUAA